Molecule: messenger RNA, 1203 nt
Organism: Musa acuminata AAA Group (dessert banana)
Lineage: Eukaryota; Viridiplantae; Streptophyta; Magnoliopsida; Zingiberales; Musaceae
Product: homeobox protein knotted-1-like 6
Exons: 4
Coding region: 1-852 (283 amino acids)
Biological process (GO): regulation of transcription by RNA polymerase II
Cellular component (GO): nucleus
Molecular function (GO): RNA polymerase II cis-regulatory region sequence-specific DNA binding; DNA-binding transcription factor activity, RNA polymerase II-specific
Source: RefSeq, a predicted model, not a curated record
AUGGAGGAGUUCUCCCAGCUGGGAAGCAAUCCAUGGGGAAGCUUGAUGUGCACCCCUUCUUCAUCGGCCAAACAAACUACUGCCACAGCAGCUUCUGCCUUCGAUAGAAGAUACUGCGUUCCGAACCCUUUUCUGCCCAGCGACCACCACGAAAACCCCAACCUGCUCCAAGCAAAACCCGAUGUGGCUUUCACUUCUCAAAUCCCACAAGGCGAUGUUGACGCCAUCAAGGCUAAAAUCGUCUCCCAUCCGCAGUACUCCAGCCUUGUGGGAGCGCCACCUGAAGUAGCUGCGCGGCUCUCGGCCGUUGCCCAAGAGUUUGAGAUGAGGCAGCGGGCGAGUUUGAUCUGCCGCGACGCGGUAGCAGACCCAGAGCUGGACCAGUUCAUGGAGGCGUACCAUGAUAUGCUCGUCAAGUACAGAGAAGAGCUGUCAAGGCCGCUGCAAGAGGCCAUGGAGUUCCUUGGAAGAAUGGAGUCUCAGCUCAACUCCAUCUCGGACAACACUGGUUCUCUUCGCAUAAUAUCCAAUGAUGACAAGUUUGGAGUUUGCUCUGUGGAAGAGAACCAAGAAGGCAGCGGCGGAGAAAUGGAUAUCAUGGAGCUCGAUCCAUGCACCGAGGACCAAGAGCUGAAACACCAUCUCCUCAAGAAGUAUGGUGGAUACCUAAGCAGCCUGAAACAAGAGCUUUCCAAGAAAAAGAAGAAAGGGAAGCUUCCCAAGGACGCUCGACAGCAGCUGCUCAACUGGUGGGAGUUGCAUUAUAAAUGGCCAUAUCCCUCGGUAAGUACUCUUCUCUCGAUCAUCAAAACUAGCCAAAGCACUACAUCGAUGCUGAACCUGCUCGUAUAACCAUGAACAGGAGGCGCAGAAGGCGGCAUUGGCGGAAUCAACCGGACUCGACAUGAAGCAGAUCAACAACUGGUUCAUAAACCAAAGGAAACGCCACUGGAAACCAUCAGAGGACAUGCAGUUCGUCAUGAUGGAUGGGUACCAUGCCCCAAACGCUGCUGCUCUCUACAUGGACGGCCACUUCAUGAGCGAAGGUCUGUAUCGCUUCGGUCCCUGAGCUGCAACCAUGCAUAUUGUGUGCCACGAGCGAGCUCUUAAGGUUUCAUCGGAACACUGGAAGUCCACCCCCAUGUUGUGUUGUAUCUGUGUUGACCGUAUCGUUGGUAAUGCUAUCGGUUGUAUUUUGUCGUC